CUACAAUUGUUCUUGUUGUUCCAUUUAACCUCAACUCUCAUCCUUCACAAUUCACUUCCAUUCUCCGAGUGCUUGGAUAGCGAAUUCUAUUAAAACUUACCAUUCAUCCUAUAUUUGAAACCUCACAGUGGGUCUUCCUUUGUUCCUUCCGGAGGUCCAAUUCAAUCAAUCUUCAAGCUCCCCUUAAACAAUGUCUACUUCAGACAAUGAUUCAAUCGACCAUCACUCAGAGCCAUCUAGCCCUCAAUCUCCUUGGGAAUCUCAAUCAGAAUCAGAGUCACUUAUGAAUUCGAAUUACGAGAUAAUUCAACCUGAUAUCGAAUACGAGGCGGAUGGUACUGUGAGCAGUGUGAACAGCGAAGAUUUAGAUCAAGACUGGGAGCAUUUCCGAUCGCCUUCGCCCAGAUCUCCUAUGAUCCCACAACAAGUUUUGUCCACUCAUGGCUCAGAGACUUCCGAUAAUCGAUCGUCAGUUAAUGGCGAGGAAGAUCAUUCUAAGCUCUUUGAUCUCGAACAUUCAGCUUCAUCUUCCUUUAUCAGUCGAUUUACAGAGUCUUCUCAAGAUGGAUCUGAUACAACUUCAGACAGUCUCGCUACUCUCUGUUUGCCAUAUACAUUUCCCGAUCCAACUCAUAAUCCAGAUCCAACUGACAACAAACUCUCCGAUCCAUCUACUCCAGCCUGGCCUCCUGCUUCUGAAAGCCGUUCAGUUGCUGACCCCUUUCAGGAGCAUGAGAGUUUCACCCUUUACGAUCAAACAGCUAGUGAGCUUGGAGGCAUGCUCUACGAAAGAUCCCCGAAUCGGAACUCCGACAGCCCCCAUGUCUCCCAUUGGCCAAAUCUUUACAAAUCCGAUGGUCCUCCUAGUCUGUCGGAAAUUCAUUCUCUAGAUUUGGAUACAACUGGCAAUCAGCCCGGCCUUUCAUCUGAUCCUCAAGUUCUCUGCACUAGUCGAUCGUCCAGUAUGGCCCAAGUCACUUCUCCGGCUCCUCUGUCAGACUCAAUCGCCGCUUCCCAUGAGCUGAAUGUCUAUCUACUUGGGAAGCCAAUGUCGAAAAGCGAAAUCCGUACCUUCCUCAAUAAACUCCGUACGAACUUUGUCGCACAUCCCACCUUGGAAGCCCCUGAUCCUCCACAGGAGUCUAAUAAUCGGCAUAGGUAUAACGAAGCUAUGAUUAGUCUGUCUGAUCAAUAUCGCACGGUGAUUGCACAUUCACUCGGCUCAACUUAUCAGUCUACACAUUCACAAUUGAUGCGUCAAACUUCUGACCUCGAGAUCAUCCUUCACGACUUCACUCGUCUCUCUGAAGAGCGUGCUCAAGUGCAUACAGCCUCACUUCCUGCUCGACCAGCUCUUGUGGUAUACCGAGUGGAUCCUUCGACCUUUUCGAUACCACGCUGGCUCCCGCCCUGUCUGCUGAGCCGUCGUGGUGGUGAUAAUCUCACGAUGCUCAUGUUGGUAUCAGUUCUACCUUCUGGACCUGAUCUCAACAUAUCUGUCAACAUCUCUGUUGAUUCGGAUUCAGCAGAGAUGAAUCGAUCGA
Molecule: messenger RNA, 1544 nt
Organism: Melampsora larici-populina 98AG31
Lineage: Eukaryota; Fungi; Basidiomycota; Pucciniomycetes; Pucciniales; Melampsoraceae
Exons: 2
Source: RefSeq, a predicted model, not a curated record